UCCAGAAGUGUGAGAGCCCAGACUCCUGUACCCGAGGCUGCCUAGCGCGCCUUACAGAGAUAGGGCCAUGGCCAGGACGGCUGUGGUGACGCUGCUGCUACUGGUGGUGACCUCGUGCACCACCACCACCACCACCACCUCCAGCACCUCCACCUCCAGCACCUCCAUCCCCUCCACCACCACCACCACCACUACUACAAACCCCACCACCACCCCCUCCACCACCACCACCACCACUUUCUCCACUAACCCACCAUCCACCACCACCACCACCACCACCACCUCCACCACCAGCGCUGCACCUCCAUCCACCACAGCGCUGGAGGAGGUGAAGAAUGACAUCACUCAGAAAGACACUCCCACGGAAGGCCUAACGGAGGUGACGUCACGAGUUAACGACGUCACGAGCCAGUCAGGCCCCAUCAAGCUAGGAAGAUGCCCCACCCGGCUGAUGGACGCCUCGCUGUGUCCCGAAGGCGUGGAGGACCAGUGCGGCAGCGACGGGGACUGCGCCGGCGCCGGGAAGUGCUGCUCCACGGGCUGCGCGAAGGUGUGCAUCCGACCCGUCAAGUCAGCGUGCGAGGUCAAGCGGGAGAACACCCUGAGGAGAGCUCGUGACCUGGGCCUCGACGUCAACACUCUGCCCGAGAUCGACUGCGACUCUGAAGGAGGUUUCGCGCCCGUGCAAUGCGAGAGUGAGCGAUGCUUCUGCGUGGACCAGCGGACGGGCCUCGAGCUGCCUGGAACACGCGCGCGCAGCCUCGAACUCGUCAACUGCACUGCGCCCCGCCCCUGCGCCGCCUACCAGUGCCGUAUGCUGUGUCCUUACGAGUUCGAGCUGGACGAUGAAGGCUGCCCGCUCUGUAAGUGCCGAGACCCCUGCUUCGGCGUGACCUGCCCCGGGGACACGACCUGCACCCUGGAGGACGAGGCCUGCGACAUGGAACCCUGCCCGCCCCUGCCCACCUGUAAGAAGCCGCGCAGCCUGUCCAGUCUGUGCGCGAUGGGCGAGCCUCUGAUGAUCGGGGACGGGCAGCAGCGGCCCUUCCUCUGCGGCGACGCCCCCGGCACGCCCUCCUGCCCCACGCUGUACAAGUGCAACGUGCAGCCCGGGCGUGACUAUGGCGUGUGCUGUGCCGCCGUGGACGAGCUGAAGAAGCCAGGCCAGUGUCCGGUGGAGGGCGGCGGCGGUGUGGUUGGCGUGGGCGGCGAGGAGGAGGAGAUGCGGUGCGGCGCCUCCUGCCUCCACGACCUCCAGUGUCCCUCCACCCAGAAGUGCUGCAUCUCCGACAUCUGCGGCCAACACUGCGUCCAGCCGGCUAAUCUGACAGCGUGUCUGCAGCAGAAGAUGAUCGCCGAGCUGCUGGUGGUGACGGAGCGGCAGGGGAAGGGCUACGUACCUCAGUGCAAGGAGGAGGACGGUCUCUAUAUAGCUCGCCAGUGCUCCAGGAACGGCCUCAUCUGCUGGUGCGUCGAUCCGCAAGGAAACAAGGUGCCUCGGUCCCUCGGCGCCGCCCACGAGGUCUCCUGCGACAAUGAAACACGCGUAGAGGCGCGGCGUGCGUGUGACGGUGAGUCGCUAUGCACGGCCUCCUGCGAGUACGGCUACCAGCUGGACGCGCUCGGCUGCCCCACCUGUACGUGCGAUGACCCCUGCCAGGAGCUGACCUGCCCCGAGGCCUCCACCUGCGUUAUGCGGAACGACCCGGGAUGCGAGGGGCCGCAGUGCUCCGCCGUGCCCAUGUGUCUCUCCAACGACUCCGACGAGAUCCUGCACCCCUCCACCACCACCACCACCUCAAGCACCACCACCACCACAACCACCACCCCCUCCACCUUCACGGUAGCCCCCGCCUGCCCCAACGACCUCACGCCCCUGUCCGUGGGUAGCGUGGUGGCGGUCUGCGGCCCCGACUCGCCCUGCCCCUCAGACUACAUGUGCACGCCGCCCGCGGACCCCAACGCCGAACCAGCCUGUUGCCCCGUUGUGUCCAUCAUAGAGAACACCAAGCCCGGCCAGUGUCCCUUCGUGCGGUCGGCGAGCGCUGAGCUGUGCGGCGGCAAGCGAUGCUCCGCCGACUCCGAGUGCGGCGACAACCUCAAGUGCUGCGUGGUGCCCGGCUGCGGCCCCUCCUGCGUGCCGCCCCAGAACCUGCCCCUUGAACACGGCCUGCUGCAGGGACCUACGAUGUGUGAGUACCUGCGUGACCUGGUGGAGCUGGAGGGCGUGACGCUGGCCGUGCCCACCCCCGCCUGCGACGAGAACGGCGCCUACCUCACCGUGCAGUGCAACACCCUCGGCCAGUGCUGGUGUGUGGAUGACUUCGGCACCAUGAUCCCGGGCACCAAGGCCUCGUCGCGGGAGCUGGUGGUGUGCGACAGGCAGCGCGUGGAGCGGGGCUGCGGCGAGAUGCUGUGCCGAAUCGGAUGUGACUACGGCUUCGUGCUGGACCCCGUCACCGCCUGCCCGCUCUGCCAGUGCCACGACCCAUGCCAGGAGGUAGAGUGCCCCGCCAGCCACGUGUGCCAGAUGGUGGACAUUCCCUGCGUGGACGGCGUGUGCCCGGCGGUGCCCCAGUGCGUGCCAGUCAUGGAGGCGUGGUCGGCGCCCGCCUGCCCCCUCGGUGACCCCUACACGCUCCCCGCGACCAACGCAACCCUCGCCUGCAGCCCCCGUGCCCGCGCCCUCGAGUGUCCGCAGGGGUACUCAUGCCUGGCGGAGGAUUCAGGCGUGGAGGGUGUGUGUUGCCCGAGUCCAGGCGCCAGCAAGAAGCCCGGCCAGUGCCCCUUCCUGGUCCCCGUGCUGAGUGGCUCGUGUGACCUGGAGUGCUCGGACGACUCUCACUGCCUCGGCGACCACAAGUGCUGCAGUAAUGGCUGUGGGACGCAGUGCCUUCCGCCCAUCAUCAUGACAGCCUGCGAGCACCAGCGAACCCUCCUGGAGCACCGCGCGAGGGAGGCCGGAAUACCCGCUGGCCGCGUAUACCUGCCCGAGUGUGACGCCGAGGGGGCCUUCCUUUCCACCCAGUGCCACCCCGCGACCCUGACCUGCUGGUGUGUCGAUACGCAGGGCCAGGAGGUGCCAGGAACGCGCGUCAGCCAGCCCUCACACCCCGACUGCCAGGCGCCGUUGGUCUGCCCCGCCAUGAACUGUGACCUCGCCUGUCUGCACGGCUACAGCCUCGACGCCGCCGGCUGCCCCACGUGCGCCUGCCGCGACCCCUGCGAGGAGGUGACCUGCGCGGCGCCCCUGGAGGAGUGCCGCAUCGUCCACGUUGCUUGUGUUGAUGAGCCGUGCCCGCCGCUGCCCGUGUGUCUCCCUCGCCUGGAAAACCCCUGUCCGUAUGGCUCUCCUCUGCGCAUCAACGGCAGUGAGGUGGAGUGCGGGCCGGAGGGCAGCACGUGUCCCUCCAGCCACAAGUGUCACCUCUCGCCCCUCGGGGAGUACGCCCUCUGCUGCCCCAAGCCACGCGAGGUGUGCUAUGACCAGCGGGACUCCGGGUAUUGCGAGGGCGCCAUCAAGCGGUGGUACUUCAACCCCGAGCAGAACCGUUGCCAGACCUUCCGCUACGGGGGCUGCGGCGGCAACCUCAACAACUUCGAGAGCGAGGAGGAGUGCCUGGCCACCUGCCCGUCCCUCAGCUCCUGCGAGAGGAUGCGAGAGAAGAACAUCCGCCACGCCGAGAAGAACAAGAAGGUGACGUUCAUUCCGAAGUGCGAGCGGUCCAGCGGCGCGUGGCUGGCGGAGCAGUGCCUAGAGGAGCUGGGCGUGUGCUGGUGUGUCACGCCCAACGGAGACCAGGUGCCGGGCUCCCUCACGCGCGGCGCCCCUCAGUGUCAAGGCACGGCCAGGGCGGCGAGGAGGAUGAGCUUCGACCCCGCCACGCCCACCAAUAUGAUCUGCGAGCCCGGCCAGACGGUGCAUGUGUGUGAUAAGCAGCUGUGCGAGGGCCAGGUCUGCUUCUCGCACCCUCACGCCAUCUGCCGCGUCAACCCCUGCGGCGGCUGUUCGGUGCAGUUCGUGGACGAGUUCAAUUCCCCCGUCAACUGCGAGGUGGGCCUGAGCGAGUGCCAGAGGGAGCUGCAGCGGGUCCUCAACUCACCGGCCUUUACGAGACCUUCCUCCGUCCUGCCAACCGGCCACUCCUUCCCCGCCUCCCGCUCCACCCAAGUCCACUACGACGUCGAUCUCUUCCGUAACGUGGACGUGUACCACUCCCAACCCAUCGAGGAGGACCCCGCUGCCUCCACCUCCUUCGACAACCCCCGCCAGGGCCGCAAGAUGGAGGCUGAGGCGGCCCCCGGGUUGCUGACGGUCUCCGGGGACGUGGUGCAGGAGGCGAAACAGCACCACAGGACAGCACGCAGCACCGAUCAGCAGCAGGCAUCCCCCUUGGUGGAGUCAACCCUGGUGGACCCGCAGGACCUGGUGGAGCGACUGGUGGGGCACACAACCGCCCCCCAGAGCCCCUUCCCUGGCCAGUACCCCCCCCGCCUCACCCUGGACGACACCUUUGAGGCUGUGCCCACGGAAGAUCUAGUCCCCAAGCCAGGCACGUGCCCCAGCCCGCCCCCCGAGGCCUCCCUGCUCUCCUGCGUGCCCGGCCAGCAGUGCAUGUACGACUCGCAGUGUGACGGCACCAAGAAGUGUUGCUUUAAUGGGUGCGGGGCCGUGUGUGUGCUGCCCCAAGAAACCCCCGCCUCGGCCCAGGGCAUGGCAGUGCAGCCCCCAGCGUGUGAGACCGAUGGUUCCUACACUCGGGAGCAGCACGCCGGCGGCCUGGCCUGGUGUGUGGAUGCCCGUGGCCGACCCGUCCACGAGACACUGACCCGAGGACACGUGCGCUGCGGCCCUAAUGGCCAACUGUUGGAGCAGGUAUCGGUGGGUCUAGUGUGUCCCCGAGGUGUGCGACCACGUGUGUGCCGCUCCGAGUGCCUCCGCGCGUCCUGCCAGGCCCACCCCGACGCCGUGUGUGUGGCGGACCCGUGCAACGACUGCCGCGUCACGUUCUACAGCCCCAGCGGCGAGAAGGUUCACUGCGAGGACCGGUGCUCCCAGCCGCUGGCCAAGGGCGUGUGCCGCGCCUCCUUCAAGCGCUUCUUCUACAACACCACCGCCCAGACCUGCCAGGAGUUCGUCUUCGGCGGCUGCCUCGGCAACGACAACAACUUUGGCACCCUGGAGGAGUGCCAACAGGACUGCCAGAGCCCAGACAUCUGCAGCCAGCCAGUGCAAGCCGGGCUGUGUUCCGGCGGUGAGGCGCGCUGGUACUACAACACCGAGACCCGCAAGUGUGAGCCCUUCCUCUACAGCGGCUGUGGCGGCAACGGAAACAACUUCAGGAGCAAGAGUCAGUGUGAAUCACGCUGCCCUGACCUUGUGUUGUGCCCGUACUGGUCAGCCGCCAGCAUGGAGCCGGUGCCUUGCUCCCGCACCACCGCCUGUCACAACCAGACCUGCCACGGCCACCCCACCGCCGUGUGUCGCGCUGACCCCUGCACCUGCUCCGCCACCUUCGUUGACGAGCAGGAGCAGCCCCUCACCUGCCUCACCCCCACCGAGCCGCCCAAGACGCGCCUCGCUUUCACGUUUGAGGAGGACUCCAGCACCAACGAGGGUCAGCAGGGGCAGGAUAUGGGUGCCGGGCCAGAGGAGGAGGCAGAGGACACCCAGGGCAGCCACGGCACCGGCCCCGUCACCAUCUACCUGGAGGGCGAACCAACCCUUACACGGUGCCAGCUCCUGCAGCAGCACCUUCAGGAGAGCAACUCACUGAAGUACGUGGCCCAGUGUGACGGCGAGGGGCGCUUCAUCCCCGCGCAGUGCUACACGCCGGGACUCAGCUCAGAGGGCCUGCUGGAGGAGCCCAAGUGCUGGUGUGUGGACGAGACUGGACACAAGACCCAGCCCACCGCAUACUUCACCAGGGGAGAACGCCAGUGUGACCCAGUGGCGGUGGAGUCCGUGGUGGUGACGCUUGGCUUCAGGGGGCGGGAGGCCGGCAUGAAGCACCUUGGCAAAGUGAAGGGCAAGGAGAUCAAGGACCAGGUGAACAGUUUGCUGAAGCAGAUGACGGCAGAGACCCUGGAGAAUGACGUGGGUGUGGUGGACCUCCCCGACCUCACACAAGUCAAGUUCACGCUCCUUGGCAACAACAAGAUCGACGUCGCCUACCAGCUGGAGGAGAAGGUCAAGAAGGGAGAGCUGGCCCUGGAGCUGAAUGAGGAGCGGCUGCCGGCAGACCUUCGCGCGUCUUGGUUCCAUCACCAGGUGUCUGAGCCGCGCUGGAGGGACCCCCAGGCUGUGCAGGGCGGCGCUGGGGAGGUGGUGAGCGAGGCGGUGACCUUUGAGCCACCCUACCUGGCCGCCACGGUGGUGCUGACGGUGGUGUCGGCCAUGCUGGUGUGUGGCUUGGUGGUGGCUGCCGUGCUGUACCGCAGACACAAGACAGGACACUACCCAAAGGGCCCCAGAGGUUCCAUGCAGUCCCUGGCGUUCAGCGAGGCAUCUCUUGACCGCCGCAGUGCCUCCCGGCUCUCCCAGCAGUUCCAGCCACCACCACCACCACGCAGACCAACCGUCACCACCGUGGAGAACGAGUACCGCAGCGGCCGCCACUAAGCCAGCCAGGGUCAGCUUGGGGCGGCCGGGAAGCCUCCGUGCGGGCGGGGCGGCUCAAGUCUGUGUCUAAGGAUCACAAAUUCACACACUGCACCAGGGAGGGGACGGGGCAGAGACGAGGCACAGGAUUCACUUGUUUUAGCGGUAAUUGACUUCUGGUCUAGUUGUAUUUGUAGCUCUUAGUUUGUUUAAUUCAGGUAAUAUAGUGGAGGGGUCUGUUGUAUACGUAAUGUGGUGUGGUCAUUUGUGGCAUGUCCUGCGCUGUGUGGAUGCUGCAGGGAACCACGUCUGCUGUGUUUGGGGUGGAGAGGCACACUGAGGAGGCUGUCGUGUGUGUGUGCUGAGGUCGUCAUGCAUUUAUUGUUCCCUUGUUUCACUGAUUUUUGGCCAGCUGUUCUUUGUCACCUCAAUUUUUCACGUUUUUUCUCAAGAACGCAGCAACGUGUCAUCCAUUCCCUCUGUGAGCAAACACAAUUACGAAGCAGGUAUUGGUGUCAUGGGAUUAUAGAGUUGAUUUCUACGUAAUUUGCCACGUAAGUCAAUCAAGACGAAAUAAUGAAGCAGGUAUUGAUGUUACAGGAUUAUAAAGAGUUGAUUUAUACGUAAUUUGUCACAUACAUCAAUCAAGACAAAAUAAUGAAGCAGGUAUUGAUGUCAUGGGGUUAGAAAGAGUUGAUUUAUACGUAAUUUGUCACAUACGUCAAUCAAGACAAAAUAAUGAAGCAGGUAUUGAUGUUACGGGAUUAUAAAGAGUUGAUUUCUACGUAAUUUGUCACAUACAUCAAUCAAGACAAAAUAAUGAAGCAAGUAUUGAUGUCAUGGGGUUAGAAAGAGUUGAUUUCUACGUAAUUUGUCACAUAAGUCAAUCAAGACGAAACGAUGAAGCAAGUAUUGAUGUCAUGAGAUUAUAAAAGAGUUGAUUUCUACGUAAUUCGUCACAUAAGUCAAUCAAGACAAAAUAAUGAAGCAAGUAUUGAUGUCAUGGGGUUAGAAAGAGUUGAUUUCUACGUAAUUUGUCACAUAAGUCAAUCAAGACGAAAUAAUGAAGCAAGUAUUGAUGUCAUGGGAUUAUAAAAAGUUGAUUUCUACUGAUUCCUCACAUAAUCGAGAGUACCAACACAGUUUCGUCUAAGAGCAGCAUCCGUUUGUGUCCCCAGCAGGAGUUUAAUUGUUCCAUUCUCACUAACCAUUUGUCUUUUGUGAUAAUGUUAACUAUGGUCACCUUGCACUAGACUGAUCCAGAAGCCCAGUCCCCUUUUUCUGUAGCUAUAAGAACCGACUGAUUAAAUGAAGGGAACUUGGAGCUAAAAGUCUAAGGUUCAUAUUCUUAAACGUAUCAGGCACCCAUUAGACAAUUUUUCAAGGCCUCAGGGAAGAGUAACCGGGUUUUCAUGGGUGAUUUUGUAAUGCCAGAUUUUUGUAAGGAAAGGAAAAUGUGUGUAUGAGUCAAAAGUGCGGGCAAAUAAGUGUUAAGUGAGAGGCUGCAGUGACCAUUAACUUUAUCAUGGUGAGAAAAUUAACGGUCACUGUGGCCUCUCACUUAACACUUAACACUUAUUUGCCCUCAUUUUUGACUCCAACAUACAUUUUCCUUUCCUUACAAAAAUCUGGCAUCACAAUUUUCCAGUUUAAGGGUGCAGAGGUCAUGCUGAACCAUCACCAGGAUCACAAAACACUCCAUGGAAAGCAUAUAGCAACUUCUACGAGAGGCUUUUCAAAGAGACAUUUCAAAAUACAAACCUAUAGGGUCGAAUUAUGAGACAUUUCGCCGCCCAAGAACACAUAUUUGACCAGACUUUCGUAGGAGUUGUGGGCAUUUCCAGGGGUAGUUUUAUGACCCUGGUGGUAGUUUCAUCCUUCCUCUGUCCCCUAAGCAUAAAAAAACACUCAUUAGAACCUGAUUGAUCCCCCCUUUGACCUUUAGAUAUAGCUGAUGUGAGAAGGCAAAGUGUCUUGUAAAACCAGACAUAUUACUUUCAAGGGAGGGUAAGGUAGGGAUUUUCUGGUCCAGUUUAGUAUAUGUAGACUAUAUAGUAAUUAAAAGUGGCAGAUAUCAACCAUGCCAGGAGUUACAUUGCAGGGCCUAACACAGUAGAGAAAUAAACCUUAGUGUGUAAUGCAAGGAAAAUUAGGCCAGUUAUAUUAGAGUUAAACCGUGUACGUACUCUCUUAAUCUGUGUUUCCUCCUCCUGCCUACGACUUACACUCAUUCACGAGGAGCGUAUCAAGGCACCUCUGCACCUGAAAUUAACCUCUCUUUUGGUCUUUCACUCUUAGUUUUUUGCCUUGAGCUGUCUUCCUUGCUGUAAAAAUAAAUAAAUAAUGAAAAAUAACAUCAUGGAGGAGCAGGCUGAGACAAGCUAACAUACACACAUGGUUCAACUUUGACAUAACUCGCCAAAUUUCCUUACAAGUGUAGCCAACAGCAGUGUGUCAGGAGGCGAUCUGGGUAGCUAGGAAACCGCAUUAGAGGAGAGGAAUUAAACCUGCAAUCUUAAACAGACCGCAUUUAGGGUGACCUACUAGUACAGGGAUAGACUAACGUGCGCUUGCUUUAGCAGGGGAAGAGAACCUGAAUUAAGCUAAACUGUCAAUUGUUCUUGUAGCCACAGCGAAGUAAGUCUGUAUCGUAUGUAUCAAAGCUCCAUCAUGGCCUCAGAGAAAGGGAAGAGGUUGUUUUUUUAGUUACUCAGAAAGACACAGGUUGAGCUUUAGAGGGAAUUAUUAAGGAAAUUUGGAGAUACACGAAUUAGCACUGCAGAAAGGAAGAAAAAUAAAGCUAAUCACGGCCCUGGAGAAAGGAAAGAGCUGUUUUUAGUUACUCAGAAAGACACAGGCUGAGAGUUAGAGGGAAUUGUUAAGGAAAAUUAGAAGUAUGACCUCAAAAAUGCAUUACAGAAAGAAAGAAAAAUAAAGCUAUAAUGGAUGUCAAAUAGAAGAGAAUGAUUAUACUAUGAAAAUUCCUUGUCUAUUGAAGUGUUUGGUGUUGAUGUAGAAGAUAAGAAGUCAAAGGAAAUCAAUUAGAAGUAUUAACUCGAAAUGUCACCACAGAAAGGAAGAAAAUAAAGCUAUAAUGGAUAUCAAAUAGAAGAGAUUGAUGAUACUAUAAAAAUUCCUUGUCUAUUGAAGUGUUUGGCAUUGAUGUAGAAGAUAAGAAGAAGUCAGAGGAAAUCACACAGGAAAUAUCUCUCCUUCAAGCCGAGCAGAAAAGAAUGACCACAACACUAGUACGAAAAUUCCUUGUGUUAAAAUGUUUGUUGAUGUAGGACGUAAAAAUCUAAGGACACCACACCUAAAAAUCUCGUCUUGUAGUUUAUCAAGUAGAAGCGAAGGAAGAUUAUCGAGAAUACAGUUUGGUUCAAGUAGAAAAUUUGACCAAGAUAAACGAAAACUAUCAUAAAAAUCUCGUCUAAUGUUUGGCGUUGAUGUAGGACGUAAAUAUCUAAGAAAAUCACACCAAAAAAAUCUCAUCUUGUAGUUUAUCAAGUAGAAGCGAAGGAAGAUUAUCGAGAAUACAGUUCGGUUCAAGUAGAAAAUUUGACCAAGAUAAACGAAAACGAUCAUGAAAAUCUCGUCUAAUGUUUGGCGUUGAUGUAGGACGUAAAUAUCUAAGAAAACCACACCAAAAAAAAUCUCAUCUCGUAGUUUAUCAAGUAGAAGCGAAGGAAGAUUAUCGAGAAUACAGUCUGGUGCAAGUAGAAAAUUUGACCAAGAUAAAAGGAAAACGAUCAUGAAAAUCUCGUCUAAUGUUUGGCGUUGAUGUAGGACAUAAAAAUCUAAGAAAACCACACCUAAAAAUCUCGUCUUGUAGUUUAUCAAGUAGGAAAAAUGAAGAUUAUGAAGAAUAUGGUCCUGUUUCGGGGGCUUACGUAAGAUGACCCUGUGUUGGACCGUGGCACUGGUUGGCCCUCUAUGGGGACCUACCGGCACUGUCUCCACCAACGCCGCCGCCGCCUCCGCUGACACCCAAGUUGACGCAGCGAUCCGUGAUGUGACAACCUAUGGCGAACACGUUUUAUCAGAGUUUUGAGGCAUUUUUACAUGCUUGCUUACGUACCAAUACUGUGUGUGUAGAUUAGGUAUUUUUCUAGACAUUUUUAAACAUAGCCACCUUUGUAUACAAGAAGGUUCCAUACUCCCCCUCUCUGUAUGUUUUCCCUAGGUAUGGUUGUGUUGCUGGAAGUCUAGCAUAACACCCGUGAAUUAGAGUUACGGUAUCGGAAAUCUUUGUACAUGUCAAAACAGGAAGAUUAGGGUAAAUAAUAUAUAUUCCUUUGUGAUAGAGAGAGGAAGGAGAGGAAGAAGAAGAGGGGGAAGAUGGGGUAGAAGGAACGGAAGGAAGAAAAAUAAAGGAGAUAUCUUACGUAAUCUAAUCUUCCUGUUUAAACCUAUAUAAAAAUUCCCAUAUCCUUAACGCUAACUCCCGGGUGUUAUACUGGACUUCUGGCAAUACAUGGUUACAAUUACGAUGAUAAUCCACGCGUAUGUAUCGAUGAAGAUUAUUACAUACUAGACGAACCAUAGUGUUUUAGCAAUAAUAAUGCCUGUAUCAUAAGUGCACAAACUACUAUUAUAUAUUCAUGUUCUAUGCACCAGACAUAAUAAUUUGAAGUGGGUAAUCAGUUUUGAGCAGUCCCUAAUGUGUGUGUUUGUUUGUGUGGGUGGGUUGGUGAUUGUGUGUGUGUGUGUGUGUGUGUGUGUGUGUGUGUGUGUGAUUGUCAAGUAUGUUCAGUAUACCAUCUUUUCUUUCCUCUUUUUAUUCCUCUUCCUCUCAUCUACUCUUCAGCACUCCCCUCAUCCUAUUUUAUUCUGUUUUUCCUCUUUAUUCCUUCAUUCUUUCAUCUAAAUCUCUCUCCUCCUCUCUCUCACUUUAAUAUAUUCCUCAACCUCCCAUUUUAUUCUUUCCUCUCCUUAUUCCUUCAUUCAUUUCUCUCUCUCCCUUCUUCUUUUGCUCGUUUUCUUUUAUUCUCAUGCUCUUUUUUUCUUCUCUGACUUUAAAUUUCUCAAAAUCCCACUUUAUUCUUUUAUUCCCCUCUCAUUCCUCCAUUCAUUUAUCUCUCUAUCUCUCAUCCUCUCACUCUCAAUUUCUUUCUUUCCCUCCCUUUCUCUCUCUCUCUCUUCAGCAUCCUCAUCAAUUAUUAAAAGGCUCAAUCUCAUCAGAAAGUCUUGUGGUGUGGCGUGAAGGCUCGUACGUAACACUGCUUCACCCCCCCCUCCCUUCCUUCCUUCCCUCCCUCGUGUAAGAUAACUUGAUUGCCUUGCCUUGGAGAACGGAAAUUAUGUAUUGUAGUUUUACGUAUGUGGGUGUUAUUCUAGAUUUUUUUUCCCUGGCUUUUGAAAUAUGGGUGUAAUUGGGGUUUUGUUUUUUUUAGAUAUGAUCGGCUGCAUAAUAAUAUAGUGAUGUAGUUAUUAUUGUCUAUUAUUAUUAUUGUUAUUUAUUUAGUGUAUUUAUUGUUUAUAUUUUUUACUCUAAGUCAUUAUGUAUUAGUUUUUUUGUUUUUUUAUUGAGAAAAUGUAUAUUAGCCUUAUUAUAGUGAUUAUGCUUUGUUUUUUUCAAUUUUUUAUAAAAGCCAUUUAAUUAUGUUUUCUUAAUUACUUCAACUUUUGAUUACUCAUUUGCCCUUCAUAUAGAUAUCAUGCAUUAUUUUUCCUUAAUUUCCUAUGUAAGCCAUUUAAUUGUUUUCUUAAUUAUCUAAACUAACUUUCAUCUUGCCCUUCUUAUACUUAUCAUGCUUUCUUUUUCUUUAAUUUUCUAUGUAAGCGAUUUCAUUAUGCUCUUCUUAAUUGUGAAUAGGAAUUGUGUCAACUUCUAAUCUGACUCUUAUUUCAUUACAUCAUUUUUCUAGUUUCUUAAUUAUCUUGACUCUUAAUCCGGACUCCCAUAUCGCACACUGAAAUUUUGGGGGUAUUAUCAAUUGUUAUCGUCAUAGUAAAUAAUUCACAGCGAUUCAUUGUACUGUAUUAAUGUUUUUGAUCCGAGAGUUAACGUGUUCACUGUUUCCCCGAUAAAGUGUCUUCAGUCGUUCGUUUUGAGGUAUGCCACCUUUGACAGAGACCCCGACCUUGCGUUUGUUCGCUGGUUUGUUUCUGUGGUGGUGUCCCUGCCUCCCAACCUUGAUCUUUGGGGUAUAGCAUUUAUUUUGGCGUAUUUGUAAUUCUUCAUUUCUGUAGCAUAUUGGCUCCUCUGUUGCUUCUAUUUUAUUUCUUUUCAGUAAGUUUCCAUGGCUAAAAAUGCUUAAUUUCUUUUUUUAACUACUAAUUCUUCAAAUCAAUUCUUUGUUAUUUUAUAGUCAUAUAUGCAGUUCUCCUUUUCUAGCAUAGUAACUCACCUAUUGCUAUUGUUUAAUUUCUUUUCAGUAAGUUUUCAUUACAUGGAUUGGCUGCAAAUGCUCGAAACUUUUUCAUAGCCAGUGUUUUAUAUCAGUUCUAAAUGUUUCUUAUACUAGCCAUUCUUCUUUUUUUUCUUUUUUUUUUAAUAACAGUUCAUCUGUAACUUCUACUUAACUUUUCAGUAUCUUUACCUAUUGUUUUUAAGUACUUGGAUUAGUUCUAUUUUAUAUCCUUUUUUUUAUCAGUAAAUAUAUGUUGAUUUUGUGCACUCUGGGUUACUGGUGUUUGUCUUCAAUCACUCAUAGUUUCCUCAGUAGUUCUCCCACUAACUAAAGCUUUAGUCAGCAUUCUUAAGUAUUUUCAGAAAGGGUUCAUACUUUUACAAUUUUUUCCAACACAUUUUGUUUCCCUAAUGAUUUGAUCCCUUAGUUCACUCGCUUUCCACAAACUAAACUUUUUGUUGCCAUUUUUAAGUAUUUUCAGAGGCUUAGUAUAUUUGCUAUUGGUCUGAUUCUCUGUCUAACCCAGUUUUAAUUUCCUUUGUGACUUGAUCCCUUAGUUUCCACCCUCAUCCCUCUCUCUCUUCCUCCCUCCCUCCCUCAACAGCUGGGCCUCGCUGGGUCUAAUCUCCCUUCUGUAUAUUUGUACAUAACGUCAACACUCCUGUCUUCCCAACACACUCCCUCCCCCCUUCCUCGUGUCCCCAAUGGUGUGAUGACGGUGUCCAUUUGUAUCAUAUAUUUAAGUUGCGUCAAGUAAAAGUACAUAAAGAA
This is a messenger RNA of Eriocheir sinensis (Chinese mitten crab), 13725 nucleotides long. RefSeq lists its product as uncharacterized. Gene Ontology annotation, biological process: cell-matrix adhesion; negative regulation of peptidase activity. Bases 68 to 6622 code for a protein of 2184 amino acids. Gene Ontology annotation, molecular function: serine-type endopeptidase inhibitor activity. Gene Ontology annotation, cellular component: basement membrane; extracellular region. The record is from RefSeq and is a predicted model, not a curated record. The transcript is spliced from 33 exons. NCBI's taxonomy places the organism in Eukaryota, Metazoa, Arthropoda, Malacostraca, Decapoda, Varunidae.